UUUCUACGUCGUUGAUUUGGUUGCUUUGCUUUCUUGCAUUGCACCCCGCGUGUUGGACGCUCGGCGUUCCAGUGUGUUUAUAAAUAGGAUAUUCAUAGUUGGAGAACGUCAGCUCGACGUCCAGAUUUAGAUAUUUUGGAAGAGAACUCGUGCUAAUAAUAAACGUGAUGUAGAUCGAGCGGUGUCGGCACAAUUCAACUCUUUGCUCUCAGUGGAGCGCGAACUGCUGCGCCUCGUGUCCGUGUCGUGUAAUUUGUGAUAAUGGGCGACAUAUCAGAGCCAAUUAAAAAAUGUAUACUCAUAUUAAAAUCCGCAAAGAGCGACACCGAGAAAUUCGCGGCGCUCUUCAUGGUGACAAAACUGGUGAAGGGGAAGGAUUGCAACUCUCAAGCUAAGAAGGCCCUGUUCGAAGCCAUCGGGUUCAAAUUUCUGAAGAAACUGCUGACAAGCACCGGCAUUCAAGAUGACUGUCCGCCAUCCGUGUACAAGUCCGUCGCGCUGUCCAUCCUCACAUGCUUCUGCAACGAUCCGGAGCUGGCCACACACCCUGAGAUGCUGGCCAACAUACCAGUGUUCCUCGACAUUGUGCAGACGUCUGACAAUGACGACUACGAUGACAAUCUCAUCAUUAUCAGUGAAGCGUACACUUGCCUCCAAUGUAUCGCUGAGCAGGAAGCUGGACAAAAGGCACUCAUCGAAGUAGGUGCUAUUAAAAAGAUGUCUGAGAUCUAUUCCCAUCAAAGCUUCCAGACUGAUGAAGCCCUUAAUAUUCUUGUGAAACUUGUGUCAAGAUAUGGACCUGCUGCCUGGGGUUCUGAUCCCAAACCCUUCCAUGCCCUGGUAAAUAAGAUAGCUUUAGAUUUUGCCACAGAUCAAUCUGAAAGAAAGUUUGAAUUGGCAACAAUUUUAAGUGCUUUACUGUACAGCUGCAACAAAUCUUCAGUUAUCCCAGGAUCCUCUGAAGAAACCUGGCCUCAAAGUAUAUACAAAGCUCUACAUGACAUUCUUACCAGUAAAAUUGGUAAAAACCAGAGGGAUCCAGCCCUUAAACUGGCUGCUAAUAUUGUUGAUCUUCUUGGAAUUGAAUGGUGUCUUAAUGAUGAAGAAAACCCAAAAAAAUUCUUCCUUUUGCUUCUCCAACUAUGUGCUAUUGAAGUCAGAAUGCAAUUAGAGGACAGAAGUUUUAAGCAAGCUGUUGCAAAUGCUGAUUUGGUGACUUCUUGCUUUAUUGUAUUGGAGCUGUCCAUCAAUUACAUGGCAACUGAUCAACUAGACCUUGAACAGAAAGAGAAGCAAUCUGUAUACACAAGUCUCAAGGGAGCUUUCAAUGCUGUUGUUUCAAUUCUUACUAAAGUAUCCAAUGACAAAAACAAAGACAAGUUGCCUGAUGCCGAAAAGGUGUUUGUAUGUGCUAUGGUGCGAGUACUAGUAGCGUGGAUUGCCCAAGAAACUACAGCUAUGAGGGAACAAAUCUACACUUUGCUGCCAUUUAUGUUUUCUCUGGCUAAUGAUUCCUUCCAUGCACAUAGAGCUAGAAAGUUAGCUGAAAAAAAUAAGUCAGAUGGAGAAGGAUUGGACAUAGAUACAUCUCUAAUGGGUCAGAUUGAUUUGUUGCGUCUGAUGUUACCAGCCCUAUGCCAUCUUGUUGUUGAGGAUAAAGCAAGAGAUAUAGUAUUAAACUUAAAACAGGAAGAUAUCCUCUAUGAAGCCAUGAACUUCCACUGGUCCAUUGUUCACUAUAAAAAGCCACCUAUACCGAAAUCUGAAAGGGGAAAACCAAGGACCCAACCUGAACCUGAACUAGACCCUCAACUUUUGGAAGACAUGAAGGAUUCGAGAGCUGCAAUGGUCAGCCUUUGUAAUAUUUUCAUGAAUCUCACAGUAUUGGCACCUAAAGUUGUUGAAAACAGCAUGUUGUUUAACACUUUGCUUAAAUUCAUAUUCAAUAAUCUACCAGAACUCAAGAACAUACCUGAAAAUCUUGUUUUGCAUGGCCACUUGGCUGUUUUGGGAUUACUUUUAUUGAAACAACAAGCGGGCAAGGUCAAGAAGAAUGACUUCUCUAUAUGCAGAUACAUUACCUCUACAAUAAGAUUUCUUUGGGACGCAUACAAUAUUGAUGAAUCCAAUGACCCUAAUACAUUGGUUGUAUCCAUGGCAUACAAGGAAAAUUGGAAUGAAAUUGCAGAUUUGUGGUUCUUGGGUAUGCAAACUAUGAGUGGAGUCCUAACAAUUGUGCCCUGGAUUUCUGAGUUUGCCAUUGAGAGUGGAUGGGCCGAAGGUAUUACUGACAUGCUUGUUAAAGUUAAAGUUGGAACCCUGCAACCAAAUGUUAAAUCAGCAUUUGAGGACUUCUUGUGUAGACUAGUAGAUUCAAAUGAAAGUGUCAUCCCAGUAUUAAAGAAGGCUGGUGCCCUCAAAAUGUGCAGAAACCACCGGUUAAUGGAAUUAGGAAAGAAAUUGUUUGGAGACUAAUAAAGUCAAUAUGCCUAUUAAAGUAAUACUUCAAUAUACUUUUAAGUACUAAGUAUGUACCAAUUUGUGUUUGUUUACUUUUUCAUAAAGUUUUGUAAUAAAAAUGUACUUAAUAACUUAUGUCACCAAUACAAACUGCUUUUAAUGUUGAGCAAGUCAUGCCAAAAUAUAAUUUUAUGUAUUGUGGAAAUACCUAUUGAUGUUCAAUUAAUGUUUACAGUUACAAAUGGAUGAAAUAUGUUUAUCCAAUAAAAGUUCUCAGUCCAAA
Messenger RNA from Pectinophora gossypiella (pink bollworm), 2743 nucleotides. RefSeq names its product neurochondrin homolog (gene Neurochondrin). Bases 262 to 2475 code for a protein of 737 amino acids. The record is from RefSeq and is a predicted model, not a curated record. Gene Ontology annotation, cellular component: dendrite. Gene Ontology annotation, biological process: neuron projection development; regulation of neuronal synaptic plasticity. NCBI's taxonomy places the organism in Eukaryota, Metazoa, Arthropoda, Insecta, Lepidoptera, Gelechiidae. The transcript has a single exon.